Molecule: messenger RNA, 1145 nt
Organism: Spea bombifrons (plains spadefoot toad)
Lineage: Eukaryota; Metazoa; Chordata; Amphibia; Anura; Pelobatidae
Product: solute carrier family 2, facilitated glucose transporter member 11-like
Exons: 5
Coding region: 55-672 (205 amino acids)
Biological process (GO): monosaccharide transmembrane transport
Cellular component (GO): membrane
Molecular function (GO): hexose transmembrane transporter activity
Source: RefSeq, a predicted model, not a curated record
CUUCGCUCUGUUCUAGCCACUUCUCUUUAUCAUAUGAUAUUUUGUCCCUCCUAGAUGUAUUUCUACGCAUCCUACAUAUUUCAGGAAGCUGGAAUCCCCAAUGAAAAAAUCCCAUAUGUUGUGAUUGGCACUGGAAGCUGUGAGCUGAUUACUUCAGCUACCUGUACUCUGUUCAUUGACCGUGUUGGCCGCCGAACGCUGGUGAUUGGAGGAUACAGUAUGAUGUCAGUCUGGGCUGUAGUUUUCAUGGUUGCUUUGUCUCAGCAGGAGCGGGUCCAUUGGAUGCCAUAUCUCAGCAUGGUCAGCAUAUUUGCCUACAUUCUGAGUUUUGGAAUCGGUCCAGCUGGGGUUACUGGCAUCAUGCCAGCCGAGAUAUUUGACCAGAUGGCACGUCCAGCUGCUUACAUGAUCUGUGGGUCUCUUAUUUGGCUCAAUUUGUUUGUGAUGGGACUCGCUUUCCCUUUUAUUGUGCAAGGCCUUGGUCACUUCUGCUACAUCCCGUUCCUCAUCGUUUGUGUCACCACUGCUCUGUAUGUUGGAUUCUUCUUGCCAGAGACCAAAGGCAAAACUCUUCUAGAGAUCACAGAGGAAUUCAGGCAAAGCAGAGAAAAAAAACAGGAAGGGAAAAUUGCCUGGAAUGGACCUCAAGAGAUCAAAUCCACAAUGCUAUGACAACCUUAAUGAAAACAGGGGGCAUACAUUUGCACGUCAGUGCAUUCUGUGUCAUCCGUCAGUGAUGUAUAAAACGCACAGGUUUGGUGCUGGCCUCUUGUUCUCAAGGCACUAUAAACUCACCCUAAAUCUUCCAAUGAAAAUGUUAUAUUUAAUUGGGAGUUAACGGGUGAGGUACAAGAUACCUCCAUUUAUCCUGCCUUUGCUGCUAUGAGCACUAAAAAUGACUUGUGUACUAAUAACCAGUUUUAGUUAUGACUUCCAGUGUGCACCUCAGGCCUCCAGGACUGUACCUCUCACAGUAAUUUAUUUACAACUACCUGUCUUCCAAUCCAUUAAGCCAAAAGUUAUUAGGAAUAUAUUCAUAGUAUCUAAUUGCACUUGAAACUCUGUAUGUGGUCAUCUUGUAUUGUCUCUCCUGAAAUAUGAAGUCUCCAGCAUGUGAUAAUCAGGGAAUGGCUGGCAGUGUGAUG